Molecule: messenger RNA, 1131 nt
Organism: Metarhizium acridum CQMa 102
Lineage: Eukaryota; Fungi; Ascomycota; Sordariomycetes; Hypocreales; Clavicipitaceae
Source: RefSeq, a predicted model, not a curated record
AUGACCUGGCAAGACCUCGCCGCCAAGCAAAAAGCCCAUGUCUCAGAUGCCAUUCCCCCAGAAUGGCGGCUGAAGACAAUCCCUUCGACCGACUCGGUCAUGUCUGUCCCCAAAGAAAGCGGCAUCCUCACUGAACAAGAGCUGGCAAUCACGGAGUCGUCCGCUGCAGAUCUAGUGAAGAACUUGGCGUCUGGGAAAUUGUCCUCUGUGGCCGUCACAACGGCCUUUUGCAAGCGGGCUGCCUUGGCCCAUCAGCUAGUCAACUGUCUCCACGCCUUCCUCCCUGACUUCGCGCUGGCCAGAGCGAGGUACUGCGAUGAUUACUUCGCCAAACACAAGAAACCCAUUGGUUCACUGCACGGGGUGCCCAUCUCUUUGAAAGACCAAGCUCGGAUCAAAGGAUCUGAAACAACCAUGGGAUAUGCCGGAUGGAUCGGCAAAAUCGACCAACACAACUCUGUUCUGAUAGACCUACUUGACAAGGCUGGAGCCUCUUCUAUGUCAAAACGAAACGUCUUUGGCCGCACUCUAAAUCCAAGGAAUAAGAACUGGUCGUCUGGAGGGAGCUCCGGUGGCGAGGGCACCAUCAUUGGAGGUUCCAUCAGGACUCCAGCAGCCUUCAACUUCCUAUAUGGCCUUCGCCCCAGCCACGGGCGGCUGCCAUAUGCCAAGUUGGCGAACAGCAUGGAGGGCCAAGAGACGAUCCAUAGCGUAUGCGGGCCUCUUGCGCACUCGGUUGCAGAUUUGAGGCUAUUCACAACAGCUGUUCUUGAGCAUCAGCCGUGGAACUUUGACUCCAAGGUUGUCCCUAUGCCGUUGCGACAGGGUGAAGCAGAUGCUGUCAAGGCAAAGGUUUCCGCCAGUGGCCUGACGUUGGGAUAUUAUUCCUGCGAUGGGAAUGUGCUUCCACAUCCUCCUGUUCUCCGGGUCGUGCAAACAGUCGUGGACAAACUCAAAGGCGCAGGCCACGUCGUCCUCCCUUGGGAGCCAUACAAGCAUCCUUAUGCGGUAGACCUGGCAAACCGUGUCUAUGCAUCAGACGGUGGCGCCGCAAGACAGUUGAUCCGAUUCUCAUCUAUCCAAGCCGUCAAUACAUUGACUGCUUGCCUAGGAUAUCCAUUCCGCACUUAA